This is a messenger RNA of Alosa sapidissima (American shad), 2009 nucleotides long. RefSeq names its product phospholipid scramblase 1. The record is from RefSeq and is a predicted model, not a curated record. The coding region runs from base 92 to 778 and encodes 228 amino acids. The transcript is spliced from 7 exons. NCBI's taxonomy places the organism in Eukaryota, Metazoa, Chordata, Actinopteri, Clupeiformes, Clupeidae. Gene Ontology annotation, biological process: plasma membrane phospholipid scrambling. Gene Ontology annotation, molecular function: phospholipid scramblase activity. Gene Ontology annotation, cellular component: plasma membrane.
CAAUCGCGCACAUGGUUUAUAUGGUGCGGAGGCACUUGCCUCAAUCCGUCAGGAUUCAUUGCAAGGAGGACCUGGGAAUCUCAGAAACAAAAUGAAUAUGUACAUGGUGCCUAACCCUGGUAUACCAGGCUGUCCACCAGGACUCGAAUACCUGACACAGCUCGACCAAUUACUGAUCAAGCAAAAGGUUGAAAUCAUUGAAGCCCUUGUUGGUUUUGAAAGCAAUAACAAGUAUGAGAUUCGCAACUCCAUGGGUCAGAAUGUUUUUUACGCAGUGGAGGAAAAUGACUGCCUAAGUCGCCAAUGUUGUGGUCCCCUGCGCUCAUUCACAAUCCGAGUAUUGGAUAACUACGGCCAGGAGAUCAUCACAGUCUCCAGACCUCUGAAGUGUAUGUCUUGCUUCUUCCCCUGUUGUCUGCAGGAGCUUGAGAUCCAAGCUCCACCAGGAAAUACUGUAGGCUAUGUGAUCCAGCAGUGGCACCCGUUUAUCCCCAAGUUCACCAUUGAGAACGAACACCAUCAGCCUGUUCUGAAACUUCAGGGGCCUUUUUGUGGAUGGAGCUGCUUGCCUGAUGUGGAUUUUGAGAUUCUGACCAUGGAUGAGACCAAAAUUGGGAAGAUAAGUAAACAGUGGACAGGGCUACUUCGAGAGGCAUUCACAGACUCCGACAACUUUGGUAUCCAGUUCCCCUUGGACUUGGAUGUCAGGAUGAAGGCUGUCAUGAUAGGAGCCUGCUUCCUCAUAGACUUCAUGUUUUUUGAGAGCACCAAUAACUAGGGCACCAUGACCAUGGUGGCACACACUUCUGCGGAUGGUUGCCAUGACGCAGCAGACGCAGCAUGACAGUGCCCUGGAGCUGAAUCCGAUGAGGUGAAAAACAGGGAGCGUCCGGAGAAGGCAGUAGGAACCGGGGAGAGUUUGGGAAUGUAGUGCAUAGCUUGUCUGUGUUAGAAAGCAUUCUUUGGAGGGGAGCAGUGGGUGUUUCACCUUUGGAUCAGCUCUUUGAUGCAAAAGUAGAUUGCUAAGAGCCCUUCCUGUGUUUGUGCCGUGUAUACUGUGUGUCACUGCAGACAUCAACAGUUUUUGAUGAUAAGAAUGUUGCACGUAACAUCAGAACUCUGAUACUUGGUACUUACAAUAACAUGACGAGGGUUUGCAAGAACAUAACUGCGACCAAACAAGUCAUCUUAUUCUGCUCAACUUUAGCACAUAGAUGGGCUAAGUCAUGCCUUUAAGAGGAAGUCAGUCUUGUAUUUAAACACAGAGAUCACAUUCAUAGGUUUUGAUAUUUAAUAUUUUAAAUGUUUAAGCAGUCUUUUGACCUGAUAUUUAUUUAUUAUUAUUAUUUUUAAUUUUUAUUUUUUUCCAAAGCGAAUCAUGUUUAUUUAUUUUACAUGACUUAAUGCUUGUGUUCUAAAUGUGUGCUUUAGCAUAGGGAUCUAGCUCUGAAACUACUGUACAAAUACAGACAAAUACAUGACUCUCAAGCAAGACUAGAAUAACAACAUUGACAUUAUUUUGUUACCAUAUUCCUUUCAUACUUGAGUGUAUUUCAUAAACAUUGUUUUUUAUUAAUUUUAAAAAUACAAACGUCGUCCACAAUGUGUGAUGUAUGCAAACAAUGUUUGCAUGGUGAAUCAUUUGUGACCAAGGGAUAAAUGUAAGUGAAUAAGCAAUGCAAGAAUUCAUGUGACAAUGGUAAUAUAGCCUACUUUAUGCAACAUCUGUUUAUGACAUUACAUCCUUAAUUACAGCAUGUCAAAAUAAAUUUCAUCCACUUUUUCUUGGUAUUUUUAUCCUAUCUUUUUCCCCACAUGUACAAAUCCAUUUUCAGUUCACAUAACUGCAGCCCGAAGCAAACAAAACUCAAACUGAAAUGUAGGAUAACUAUUUACAUUAUGACUCAGGUGAGCUUCUGUUGUGGUGGAAAUGACAGUUGUGGAUGUUAUGAAUGUAGCUCAAAUGUGUGCACUCUAUGUUUUGUUAUUAAAAUAUAUGUAUAUUUUCA